Molecule: messenger RNA, 1475 nt
Organism: Caenorhabditis elegans
Lineage: Eukaryota; Metazoa; Nematoda; Chromadorea; Rhabditida; Rhabditidae
Gene: kin-3
Product: Casein kinase II subunit alpha
Exons: 8
Coding region: 18-1100 (360 amino acids)
Cellular component (GO): dendrite; perikaryon; cilium
Molecular function (GO): protein serine/threonine kinase activity; protein kinase activity; protein serine kinase activity
Source: RefSeq, marked reviewed
AUCGUUAUUCUUGGGAAAUGCCUCCGAUUCCUAGCCGGGCGAGGGUCUACGCCGAGGUGAAUCCGUCGAGACCACGCGAGUACUGGGACUAUGAGGCUCACAUGAUCGAAUGGGGACAAAUCGAUGAUUAUCAGCUGGUACGCAAGUUGGGACGUGGAAAAUAUUCGGAGGUUUUUGAAGGAUUCAAGAUGAGCACUGACGAGAAAGUUGUUGUCAAGAUUCUCAAGCCAGUCAAAAAGAAGAAGAUCAAGCGUGAGAUUAAAAUUUUGGAGAAUCUUCGUGGCGGGACAAACAUCAUCACCCUCCUCGACGUCGUCAAGGAUCCUAUUUCGAGAACUCCGGCUCUUAUUUUCGAGCAUGUUAACAAUUCGGACUUCAAGCAAUUGUAUCAAACCCUCAGUGACUAUGAUAUCCGUUACUACCUCUACGAGCUCUUGAAGGCUCUCGACUUCUGCCAUUCUCAAGGAAUUAUGCACAGAGAUGUUAAGCCGCACAAUGUGAUGAUUGACGCCGAAAAACGGGAACUUCGAUUAAUAGAUUGGGGAUUAGCCGAAUUCUAUCAUCCAAGACAGGACUAUAAUGUUCGUGUUGCUUCUAGAUAUUUCAAGGGACCCGAGCUUCUUGUCGAUUAUCAAUGUUACGAUUAUUCGUUGGAUAUGUGGAGUUUGGGAUGCAUGUUGGCUAGUAUGAUCUUCAGGAAGGAACCAUUCUUCCACGGCCAUGAUAACUACGAUCAGCUAGUCCGCAUUGCAAAGGUAUUGGGAACUGAUGAGCUUUACGAGUACAUUGCGAGAUAUCACAUUGAUCUCGAUCCACGCUUCAACGAUAUUCUCGGGCGACACUCAAGAAAACGCUGGGAAAGAUUUAUCCACGCUGAAAAUCAACAUCUUGUCACCCCAGAGGCUCUUGAUUUCCUUGAUAAACUUCUUCGCUACGAUCACGCGGAACGCCUAACUGCUCAAGAGGCCAUGGGUCACGAAUACUUCCGCCCAGUUGUUGAAGCACAUGCUCGUGCCAAUGGAACUGAACAAGCUGACGGACAGGGUGCAUCGAAUUCCGCUUCUUCUCAAUCCUCCGAUGCCAAAAUUGACGGCGCUUAAAAUUUCUUUCUAUUUUUUUUUUAAUUUUCCUGUUGACUAUUUCCUUUUUUAUUAAUUUCCACACCACUCCUCUCCAUCAUUAUUCCUUUGCUCUAAAAAUUGGCUAAGAUAUUAAAUCUUCCCCGCUUCUCCGAAAAUUUCCCUCUACGUACCACAAAAGUGCCUAAUCUUUUCGUGAGAAACGUUCUUUGCAAAUUCUAUUUUUAGGAUUUUUUUGUGUAAUUCAUGCCUCUGAAAUUCCGUUUCAAUUUUAAAUCUUUUUUGUCCCAUUUCAUAUUGUUCUCCUUCUUCUCCCCUUUCCUCUUCCUCAAACAACCACAAUCAUCAUUUUUAUAAAUCGAAUCACAGUUCGUGAGAAAAAAAACUGUUACUUGU